UUUCGAACCGCGCAUGAACAAUCGCGCUACGCCAUAGUAUUUUUAUUUUUUUAUUUUUUUUCCGCUGCAGCUAGGGUUAUUCUGAUCUGUCCUUUUUUCUUUUCCCCUACGUUUCCAUGGAUCGGAUCGAGAUCGGGCGGCAGGAAGACGUCGCUGCUCCAUCGUCUGCUUUGGCCUACCUCGAUCCUCACUACUGGGAUCGCCGUUUCUCCUUUGAGGAGCACUAUGAAUGGUUUAAGGAGUAUUCUCAUUUCCAACAUCUUAUCCAGCAGCACAUAAAAUCUUCAGACUCUGUGUUGGAGCUUGGUUGUGGAAACUCGCAGUUGUGUGAAGAAUUGCACAAAGAUGGGAUUACUGAAAUAACAUGCAUUGAUCUUUCAGCAGUUGCUGUCGAAAAGAUGCAGAAGCGGUUAUUAGGCAAGGGAUACAAAGAUAUCAAAGUGAUGGAAGCUGACAUGCUAGACUUGCCCUUUGGCAACGAGUGUUUUGAUGUCGUAGUUGAGAAAGGAACCAUGGAUGUAUUGUUCGUGGACAGUGGCGAUCCAUGGAAUCCAAAGCCUGCAACCGUGAACAAGGUGAUGGCAAUGCUUGAAAACGUUCAUAGGGUUUUGAAACCAGAUGGAACUUUCAUUUCAAUUUCUUUUGGACAGCCACACUUCAGGCGUCCUUUGUUUGAAGCCCCAGAGUUCACUUGGUCCUUUGAGUGGAGCACUUUUGGGGAUGGAUUUCACUAUUUCUUCUAUACCUUGAAGAAGGUUUGCUAAAAUGGGGCUAGACUACUGUUUACAUUUUCCCCUUUUCUUAAAUGGUGGCGACUAUGGUUCAAAAUAUCAGCUGCUACGUAGCAUUUUGGCUGAUACAUGUUGGGUAUCGGUGGAUAUUAGAUACUACUUGAUAAGAAUCACCAUACCCAAAAUUUUGACAGAUUUGGCCCAUAUGAACAUAUGCACAAUGGUGAAACUGUUUUCCCCUUUUUCUUUGUCGUUUUUGGCGUUUUUAUCUCUUAGAGAAAGGGCCAAAGGGGUUUUCUUUCUCUUGUAGAGUUGUGUAUACGUCAUACGUUUUUGCAUGCACACACAAAUAUAUGAUGUUUUGGCAGUUACUGAUUUACCUACAAAAUAUCCUGAGACUCAAAAAGCUAAAGAUGGUAGGGCGGCUGAAGAAGUCGAAAUUCGGUAUCAACAUUGGACAGACACACAACGGCAG
Molecule: messenger RNA, 1206 nt
Organism: Magnolia sinica
Lineage: Eukaryota; Viridiplantae; Streptophyta; Magnoliopsida; Magnoliales; Magnoliaceae
Exons: 7
Coding region: 117-764 (215 amino acids)
Source: RefSeq, a predicted model, not a curated record